CGCUGUGACGAGUUUAAGCAUUUGUUCCAUUGGCCGUUAUAAAUAGUAUCAUGUAUUUUCCACAUAAACACGGUCACAGCUGAAGCGUCGGUGUCAUAUGUCAAUUUCAUCAUCAAAAUAUUAUACGUAACACAAUUCUCUCUGCUGUUAUGGAAAUUGAUGCAGAAACAAUAGAUGAAGGACCAAUCAACUGGCUGCCUGGAGAUCUCAUAUUGGAGAUAUUCUCGUAUCUGGAUGCAGCAUCCCUGAGUGCUGCAGGUUUGGCAUGCAAAACAUGGGCGUCCCUCAUUGGUCAGUCAGAAACACUAUGGAAAACUAAGACUCAGCAGAUCCUUGACAGAGAUGCUCAACGAUAUAUCAUCCAAUCAAAAUCAGAAGGGAACUCGUGGAAGGAAUCCUUCCAGAUGAAUUAUGGGAGCAACCUUAUCAGAAGUAAAUGGAAGCGGGGUAUGUUCAGUCAACCCAAAGCCAUGUUGGAUCUCCCCCCAAAGGUCCUGUGUCCCAUGACCGCCGACACCUGGGGGGAAAUAUUCCAAAUGGAGCUGGAAAGAUGAGGAAACCACAACAAACAUGUCGGACGUCUGGAAGGACAAUGCUGACACCAACCAGGAAGAAUGUCAGCUUGGUCGUGGCACUUUCUCCUCAUGACGACAUAUCAACAAAGAGAAAAAAUCAAGGAGUUUGUAUCCAGACAUUAUGUGUCAAAUGCACUUUUCACUCUGAUGACAACUCGGUGAAAGAUGAUUUAGUUUGGAUGCUCAUCAAGGACGAGGAUGGAUGGAACAAAGAUGAUGUAUCUUGGUAGCUGGCUACUGACAUGGCCGACUUGACCAUGUGAGCUUUACUCUGUAUUUAUUUAUGUUUACAAACACAAACAGAUGAGGUAGCAGUCAGGGAUUUACAUCUGCAUGCUGAAUGUCUUACCAUUUUAACUGAGAAUAUUUCAAGUUGAGUAGGUAUGUUAAGAUGUUUACCUUGUUCUGUAUUUGUAAGAGUAAUUUUUGACCUACUCAAAUUGCUCAAGGUCCUUAUUUUGUGCUCGUCUGAUCAUCAUUUUAACUAUAAAAUGACUUUCCAGUUUUAUCAUAACCAGACCCACAAUGUGCAUUUUUCGUUUAGCCCUGGGGGUUUUGUGAUCUUGGAUGAUGAGAUGUGGAGAACAUGUAUUGUUACAGUAUGAUCUUUAAGUAUAUGCAAGUUUUUAUCUACCCAAGUGGUACCAAUGGAUGAUGUGAAUAUGCUAUGAUAUACAUAAAAGUAAUACACAUAAGAUUGUUACUAUCUAUUUUAUCAAGUUCUUUGUACAUACCGAUGUAUUUAUUUAUUUUCAUUUAACUUAUUUAUGGAUUGAAAAAUUUGUUGUAGAUCAACAUAUUUUUGUUGUUUGGUUCUCAUAUUAAUUUUAGUCAUAAAAAAUAGAAUUGUUAUCAUUGAAGGCUAUGGUCAUCAAGGAACAAGGUUCCAUGUGUCCAAGAGAUAUUACCAUUAUCCAAUAUGAGAUACCGGGUACAGGAUUUGUCCUUCCUUAUAAUAUUACAUGUUUAUAACAUCAUGUGACCUGACCAUAAGUGAUGCAUUCAUGAAUGGUGCAGAGAGACAGAUCUUAGUCUGAACACCGUACUGCCAUUGAUGCACACUUAAAGCCUGGUCAGGUGAUAUUUCACUGGAGUAUCAGUACUGGUUACCGACCAGUUAUUGCCAUUUAUCGGGUAUUCAUGUAUUUGUUAUUUCUGACAUAUUCCAUGUACAAAGUUGGAUGCACCAUUGAGCAAAUGGGCUUAUUUCUGUCCGUGGAAAAAGAUUCAGUUUUCAGUAUCUAGCGUAUAACACUCAAUGUUUGUAUUCAUCAAUUUGAAUAAGAAAUGCUGCUGUCGUCUGCAACUGACAAAAAACAAUAUUCCCUGAAUUCGAUCUUCACAUGCUUGUCCCUAACACUAUGUACUAUGGAUUUCGCGAUAUAUACAGGUUAUGCAUUUUUGGAAAAAUAGCUCAAAUAGGUUUCAGAAUUGGAUUUUGGGGAAGAAAUGACAGACAGAUAGAAAGCAAUGACAGAACUGAAACUGCAUCAUCGUGUUGUUUGAUUUAUAUUUUUGUGUGAAUUAAUCACAUGACACCGCCCGCAUGUCUUUUCUAAAACUGAAUAUGAGGUGAUUAUAGUGGGUUUCUUUUUUAAAUUUCCUCACAAGAGAACGUUUUGUUCGUAAAUUUUCUCUCUUCUAAUGAAAAGAAGCAAAAGUAACAUGAGAUGUGAUCAUGUGCACGCUAUAAUGGGGAGUUAGCGAUAACUGGUUGCUAGCCAGUAUAGUAUUUUUAGUUUAUAUUUUCAGACAAAAUAGUAUUUCUUUCACAACAAAUGACCUCUAUUAAUGAACUCUAUUGUUUGAGAUGGUCUUAAAGAAAAUUUGUUGAUCAUAAGGUUUUACACAUUCUGUUACAUGAAUAAAUAUGAAAUGUGAAGAGUU
Messenger RNA from Haliotis rufescens (red abalone), 2462 nucleotides. RefSeq names its product F-box only protein 48-like. The record is from RefSeq and is a predicted model, not a curated record. NCBI's taxonomy places the organism in Eukaryota, Metazoa, Mollusca, Gastropoda, Lepetellida, Haliotidae. The transcript has 3 exons. The coding region runs from base 150 to 554 and encodes 134 amino acids. Gene Ontology annotation, molecular function: protein binding.